UCACUGCUACGUCUCGUCGAGAAUCUAGGGUUUCUCUCUCUCUCUCUCCGUCCAUGAUUUGUAGCGCCUCCCUCUCUUCAUCCUCCCUCCCCAUAGCUUUCUGGGCUUCUCCAUCAUGUUCAAUUAAACUUUAUUUCUCGCGCCUCACCUUACAGAUCUUCUCUUUCUCCCUGAGCUUUUUCGCGAGUUUAACCUAAUUUUAACUUAUCAAGCUUUGAUUUUUUCUUCUCCGAUUCGAUUUCGCCGAGAUCUAUCAAAAAGGUCUCAAAUUCGUGCGGGUAUACUUCAACGGAGGCUAUUGGGCGCAUUGAAAUGGAGUCGAAGAACAUAAAGGCUGCUAAUUUAAUCGAGGAUGAUGGUGGUUCCGAGAGUGAUUCUACCGUUGGUGGUAGCGUUAUAAGUUUGGAAGAUGACUCGGUCGUUGAUGUUUCGGGUCAAAACCUGGAGUUUUCUCUUCUGGGUGAUGUGGAUGAUUCGGUGAAAGGUCUGUACUUCUUCAGAAACGUGUUCAAUUUGAUUCCCAAAUCGAUUGGAGGGCUUGGGAGAUUGAGGAAGCUCAAGUUUUUCAGUAACGAGAUCGAUUUGUUUCCGCCGGAGUUGGGGAAUUUGGUGAACUUAGAGUACCUUCAGGUGAAGAUUUCGUCACCAGGUUUCGGCGACGGCUUGUCUUGGGAUAAGCUCAAGGGUUUGAAGGAGCUCGAGCUUACUAAAGUUCCUAAACGAUCUUCAGCUUUGACCCUCUUGAGCGAGAUUUCUGGGCUCAAGUGCUUGACAAGGCUCUCUGUUUCUCACUUCUCCAUUAGAUAUCUUCCCGCGGAGAUUGGAUGUCUUAAGAGUCUGGAGUACCUGGAUCUCUCCUUUAACAAGAUCAAGAGUUUGCCUAAGGAGAUAGGUUAUCUGAGUUCAUUAAUGUUCUUGAAGGUUGCUCACAACAGGCUGAUGGAGCUUCCACCGGUUUUAGCUUUACUACAAAACUUAGAAAGCCUGGACGUAUCAAACAACCGAUUGACAACUCUGGAUUCUCUCGAUUUAAGCUUGAUGCCUAGACUUCAAAUUUUAAACUUACAGUACAAUAAGCUUUCAAGUUAUUGCUGUAUUCCCACAUGGAUUCAAUGUAAUUUGGAAGGAAAGGGAGAACAACAAAAGUUGUGAGAUCAAGGCAUCGUCCACCUCUCCAGGAGAUACACCUAGUACUGCAGACUAUAAUUCUUCUUCUGAUAGGAAGGAACGAAAUUACAAGUCGAAGAGAUGUAGUGAGAAGUAUCUAGAUAACCCAAAAGGCUCUAAAUGCCAUAGACCAUCUGCCGAUAUUUCUAAUUUAUCGCACAAAUACAGCAAAAGCUCAUUUUGUAGCACAGAAGAUUCUCUUCCUGACGGCUUUUUUGAUGCUGGACGUGAUAGGCCCUUUAUGCCUCUUAGUAGAUAUGAGAAAAUUUUGCCUCUUGAUUCACGUGAAGUCAUACUCUUGGACAGGGCGAAAGAUGAAGUGUUGGAUGCAAUUACAGUCUCUGCUCGAGCCUUGGUAGCUAGGUUGAAGAAAUUGAACUGUUUAGCUGCAGAUCUAGAUGAAGCUUCCAUCGACAACUUGCAAGUUGCAUCGUUUCUUGCCCUUUUCGUAUCAGAUCACUUUGGGGGAAGUGACAGAACUGCUAUUGUUGAAAGAACCCGAAAGGCAGUGUCUGGUACAAACUACCAGAAACCCUUUAUCUGCACCUGUUUGACCGGGAACCAAGACGACUUGACUGCUCUCAACAAACAGGUCUCAACUACGGCUGAAGAUGUCAUUUUGUCUGAUGUUUGUGAAAAAUCCCUGCGUUCGAUUAAGUCCAAGCGGAACUCUAUAGUAGUUCCUCUAGGGAAACUGCAAUUUGGGAUCUGUAGGCACAGGGCCUUGCUCAUGAAGUACCUUUGUGAUCGCAUGGAGCCUCCUGUACCCUGUGAGCUUGUUAGAGGUUAUUUGGAUUUCAUGCCACAUGCCUGGAAUGUUGUCCCUGUAAAGCAAGAUUCCUCAUGGGUUCGUAUGGUGGUUGAUGCUUGCCGUCCUCAUGAUAUCAGGGAAGAUACAGAUCAAGAAUAUUUCUGCAGGUAUAUUCCCCUUAAUCGGCUAAAUGAAUCCAUCUGCACAAAGGAAAAUUUGGAACCAGGAUGUUCUGUUUCUUCUCUAUCAACGGGCAAAGGAGUAGAAAGAGCUAAUAGUAGUCUUAUCCGAUACAAGCUUGGCUCCACUGAAGCAGUUGCAAAGAUGCGUACAUUAGAGGUUUCUGGAGCUUCCUUAGAUGACAUUAGGACUUUUGAGUAUACUUGCUUAGGAGAAGUACGGAUUUUAGGAGCUUUGAAACAUGACUGCAUUGUGGAGUUAUAUGGACAUGAGAUAUCUUCCAAGUGGAUGACCUCAGAAAAUGGAAUUGAACAUCGACGCAUAUUGCAAUCUUCUAUUCUGAUGGAACACAUAAAAGGCGGAUCUCUGAAGGGUCACAUUGAGAAGCUCUCAGAAGCUGGUAAGCACCAUGUUCCGAUGGAUCUAGCUUUUUCUAUAGCAAGAGAUAUCUCAGGGGCUUUAGUGGAACUGCACUCAAAGGAUAUAAUUCAUCGCGACAUAAAAAGCGAAAACGUUUUGAUCGAUCUGGAAAAUCAAACUGCAAACGGAGAACCCAUUGUGAAGCUUUGUGAUUUUGAUAGAGCUGUUCCACUUAGGUCUCACUUGCACGGAUGCUGUAUUGCCCAUGUGGGAAUACCUCCUCCUAAUAUCUGUGUCGGUACGCCACGAUGGAUGUCCCCUGAAGUCUUCAGAGCAAUGCACGAACAAAACUUUUACGGACUUGAAGUGGAUAUCUGGUCAUUCGGUUGCUUAAUCUUUGAGUUGUUGACUCUACAAAAUCCAUAUUUUGAUUUAUCCGAGCUUCAGAUUCAUGAAUCACUACAGAAUGGCAAAAGACCAAAGCUACCAAAGAAACUAGAGACACUGAGCUCUGAAACAGAGGAAGACGAAUCAACUAACAAACUCUGUGAAGAGUUUGACCUAACCGAAUCUGACUUAGACACAAUGAGAUUUCUUAUCGACGUGUUUCACCAGUGCACUGAGGAGUCUCCUUUAGAUCGUCUAAAUGCAGGAGACCUCCAUGAAAUGAUUCUUUUACAGACAAAAAGAAAGAGUAAAUCUCCUAAAGGUAAUUCCACUUCUCCGCAAAGCUCAAGCCUUUAAAUAAAGGCUUUGAAGCUUAAAAGAGAGAAGAUAGAAAAAUUUGAUCUCAGUCUCUUUAAAGAUUAGAAUUAUGUUGUCAACAAUUUGGGUCUAAAAGCUUCAUAAGCUUUAAGGGAACCAGAGAACUAUAUAGGUGGUAAUUCUUUCUUGUAAUCUUGUUUGUUUCUCAUUUUGUAAUCCUCACUGUUCUUAGUCUGUAUCAUUUGAUUUGUAGACACUAGACACCAUUGUAUCAUUCUUCUUUCAAGUUUUUUGUUUAAACAAAGAAACCUUAUAUAUUUAACGAUC
Messenger RNA from Camelina sativa (false flax), 3490 nucleotides. The record is from RefSeq and is a predicted model, not a curated record. Lineage: Eukaryota; Viridiplantae; Streptophyta; Magnoliopsida; Brassicales; Brassicaceae.